Molecule: messenger RNA, 687 nt
Organism: Dreissena polymorpha
Lineage: Eukaryota; Metazoa; Mollusca; Bivalvia; Myida; Dreissenidae
Product: putative deoxyribonuclease TATDN2
Exons: 1
Coding region: 1-687 (228 amino acids)
Molecular function (GO): hydrolase activity, acting on ester bonds
Source: RefSeq, a predicted model, not a curated record
AUGACUGUAGAACCUGUCGAGAAGAGUGUUCCCAAAGUUGCACCCCUCAGGUCAGGAUAUAAGACCUGGGAUCCUGGGACGAAAGGAUUUGGAGCGGCAGUGGGUAUACACUCCAAGAAGGUGCAGUUCGAGGAGCUCAGGAGCCUUCUGAUGUUAAAAGCUGUCGUGGCUCUAGGAGAGAUCGGUUUAGACCGAUGUUCGUCCGCACCCACGUGGAAGUUACAAGAGGACAUACUAGUGAAGGUUCUACAACUGAGUAUGCCCAUCCGCCCAGUGAUUUUGCACAUGCGAGACGCUGCGGAUCAGCAAUGCGGAGAAAUUGGGGCGAGAUGUUUACAAAUAAUGACAGCUAAUGUUUCCCCGACUCAACGUAUUCAUCUCCACUGUUUUACCAGAACUGUGGAUCAAGUUGUGAGCUGGCUGGAGACAUUUCCGAAGUGCUAUUUCGGAGCAACUGGGCUGGUAAGGGAGUUCGAUAGCUUCCAGAAUGCGGCACUUAGGAGGAUUCCGAAGGGCCAUUCGCUCCCUGAGACAGAUGCUCCCUUCUUUAGACCCUUGCAGGCAAGUGCUAACAUCUCAGCGUUUAUUGGAGAGGUGGCACUGGAGGUCAGUCGAGUUAGAGGGGAAACCUUGGAAGAAGGCUUUGAUUUCACCUCAGCCAAUGCACGUAUCCUCUACCAGAUGUAA